Condylura cristata (star-nosed mole) is the source of this 2728-nucleotide messenger RNA. Its product is annotated as zinc finger protein 786. Lineage: Eukaryota; Metazoa; Chordata; Mammalia; Eulipotyphla; Talpidae. Bases 33 to 2576 code for a protein of 847 amino acids. The record is from RefSeq and is a predicted model, not a curated record. Gene Ontology annotation, molecular function: RNA polymerase II cis-regulatory region sequence-specific DNA binding; DNA-binding transcription factor activity, RNA polymerase II-specific. The transcript has 6 exons. Gene Ontology annotation, biological process: regulation of DNA-templated transcription.
GCAGCACAAAUUCGGUCCCCAGUCAGGUAACCAUGACGUUUGAUGACGUGGCCUUGUAUUUUUCGGAGCAAGAGUGGGAAAUCCUGGAGAAGUGGCAGAAGGAAAUGUACCAGCAAGUGAUGAUGGCCAACUAUGAGACUCUUGUCUCUCUAGGCUGCCUGUUUUCCAAGCCAGACUUGAUCACUUGCAUGGAAGACGGGAAAAUUCUGUUCAGGUACCAGGAACACUCAGAGGAAUCAGGAAGGACACAUAGCCCCUCUGUGGAUGAGCGCUUGAACUUGAGGAACGCUCGAAAGUCACCUUGUUUUGGUGGCCUCGGAACUCUCAGGACCAAGGAAGGGCAACGCCAGCUCAGUGGUCUCCAAGAGCAGGACUCGUGUGCGGCCUUAUCAGAGGAGCGCGGAAAGACCUUGCCAGCGCGGCCGCUCGGUGACCCGGCGGGGAAGCAGGCCUUCCUGUGCCAGAGGCAGCGGUACCGCUGUGGCAUGUGCGAGAAGAGCUUCUCCCGGAGGUCCACCAUGAUCGAGCACCAGGUGGUCCACACGGGACAGCGGCCCUUCCGGUGCCCUGAGUGCGCCAGGACGUUCCGCUAUAAAGGCACGUGGAGGAGGCAUGUGCGUUUGCACAACAGAGAGACCCCGUUCUCCUGCCAGGAGUGUGGCAAGGCCUUCCUCCACGAGCACAGGCUCACCGAGCACCGCAGGGUGCACACCGGGGAGAGGCCUUUCCAGUGCGGGGAGUGCGGGCGGCGCUUCACCAGGAUGGCCUUCCUGAAGCUCCACCAGAGGACGACGCGUCACCAGAAGCCCUUGGCCUCCGGGGAGAAUGGCAAGGCCCCGCCCCCGCCCUCUAAGCUGCCGUGCCGGGGCCGCCAGAAGGAGCUGUCCUGCGAGCAGUGCAAAAAGACCUUCACGAAGAGGUCAUCCCUGGUGCAGCACCGCAGGGUCCACACCAAGGAGAAGCCCUUCUCCUGCCCCGUGUGUGGCCGCAGCUUCAGCCGGCGCACGCAUGUCACUGUGCACCUGAAGGUCCACAGCGGGGAGCAGCCCUUCCAGUGCCCCGAGUGUGGCCGGCGCUUCCUGUGGGCGUCCUGCCUAAAGCUGCACCUGCGCAUGCACCGGGGCGAGCGGCCCUUCGCCUGCGGCCAGUGUGGCAAGACCUACACUCAGCGGUCCCAGGUCGCCGUGCACGCUCGGGUCCACAGCGCGGAGAAGCCCUUCCAGUGCCCCAAGUGUGCCAAAAGUUUCCGUUUCAGGAAAAACCUGAGUAUCCACCUGCACCAGCACGAAAAGCCCUUCUCUUGCGUCAAGUGUGGCAAAGGCUUCAACCAGCAGCACCGGCUUGUGAAGCACGUUUGUUCUCACACCGGGGCCAAGCCCUUCCCGUGUCCCGAGUGCAACACGGGCUUUUGCUCAAGGGCAAGCCUGAAGGCCCACUUGGACACGCACAGUGGAGAGAAGCCCCUUAGCAGCGCUAAGUACAGCAAAGUCUUGCCCCAGAAGAGAAGCUUGAAGACCCACCUCUACCGCCCCAGCGUGGAGCGGCCUUUCUCCUGUGAGGAGUGCGGACGCAGCUUUACGUACCUGGGCGCGCUCACCAUUCACGUCGCAGCGGUGCACGCGCCGGGCCCGGGCCCUCCGGCGGUGGGCGGCGGGGACAGCGUCUCGCCGCUGGCCUUCGAGGAUGUUGCCAUUUAUUUCUCGGAGCAAGAAUGGCAGGAGCUGCAGGCAUGGCAGAAGGAGCUUUACAAGAACGUGAUGAGAGCGAAUUACGAAAUUCUCCUUUCUCUAGGGCUCCGCGAGCACCUGCGCGUGCACAGCGGGGAGCGCCCCUUCCGCUGCGCCGACUGCGGCAAGAGCUUCCGCCUCAAGGCCAUCCUGAAGGCGCACCAGCGCACGCACAGCCGCGAGCGGCCCUUCCCCUGCGCCCAGUGCGGCAAGGGCUUCCAGCGGCCGUCCAAGCUGGCCGAGCACCUGCGCGUGCACAGCGGCGAGAAGCCCUUCCAGUGCCCCGACUGCGCCCGCGCCUUCCGCCUCAAGGGCCAGCUGCUCAGCCACCGGCGCCUGCACACGGGCGAGCGGCCCUUCCAGUGCCCCGACUGCGACAAGCGCUACCGCGUCAAGGCCGACAUGAAGGCGCACCAGCUGCUGCACCGCGGCCAGAUGCCCUUCUCCUGCCAGUGCGGCAAAGGCUUCGCCAAGCAGUCCAAGCUCGCGGAGCACGUGCGCACGCACACGGGCGAGAAGCCCUUCCGCUGCGCCGAGUGCGGCAAGAGCUUCCGCCUCAAGGCGCAGCUGCUCAGCCACCGCGGCCUGCACACGGGCGAGCGGCCCUUCCGCUGCCCCGAGUGCGGCAAGAGCUUCCGCGAGCGUGGCCACGUGCUGCGGCACCAGCGCAUCCACAGGGCCGAGCGGCCGUUCGCCUGCGGCGACUGCGGCAAGGGCUUCAUCUACAAGUCCAAGCUGGCCGAGCACGUCAGGGUGCACGCGAAACCCUGCCGCGCCCCGAACGAGGCCGAGGUCAAGAGGCUGAGGCUCCGCCAGCUGUUUGCCAUGAUCGAGGCCGACUGGAGCUGAGGCCCGGGCCGACACGCAGAGCAGCGCCGGCCCUCGGCCGCCGGUAGAUUUUGGGAAGCGGGGCCUUGCUUUGAGCAGGGCUGUGAGGAAACAAAGGGGUUUCUCUCUCUCUCUCUCUUUAAAAAUAUUUUAUUUAUUUAUGCAUACAAGAA